AUGGAUACCUUAAAAAUAGUAAUUUGGAAUGAAAAUGGCCUAUUUGAUAUAAGAGUUGCAAGAGUUAAAAGUCUUUUUAUACAAAAAUAAAAUUAACGUGUUACUCAUUGCAGAAACUCAUUUCACAAUAAAAAGCUUUAUCAAAAUUCCACUUUAUAAUGUUUAUGAUACUAAACAUCCAUUUGGCAGGUCGCGUAAUGAUUCAGUGAUAAUUAUCAAACAAGACACUUUUUCCAAUACUCGAUGGCUGAUAUACGCAUACAGCUACCACUGUAACUAUAAACACUAGUGGUGACAAUAUUGACUGUUAUCUAUAGUUCUCUAAAUCAAAAAAUAUUGGUCUAGCGAUACGAAUCUUCUUCAACUUAUUAGGGAACAAAUUUAUUGCUGGAAGGGAUUUUAACGCUAAACAUAACUUAUGAGGCUCAAGAAUAAACACACCGCGAGGUAAAAUUUUAAAACAUUAAGGUAUACGAAAACUCUCAUUGGAUAUAAUAUCAACAUAUUGGCCAUCGACACAAGAAAAUACUCCAGAUUUACUGGAAUUUGCAAUUAUUAAAGGACUACACAAAUAUCACUUACUUCCGAUCAUUCUCCGACUCUUACUGAUUACUCAUCCAAAAUAUAUACAAACGGAACAAACCAUUUAUAUAACAAUAGUAUUAACUGGGUUCAAUUUCAAAAAUAUCUAGAAGCUAAUAUAAAUUGCAAUAUACCUCUUAAAGACAUCGGAACAAAUUGAAUUAGCAAUAAUGAACUUCACUGAUUUAAUUAAUACAAGAAGC
Messenger RNA from Heterotrigona itama, 785 nucleotides. The record is from the annotation of a GenBank genome assembly. Lineage: Eukaryota; Metazoa; Arthropoda; Insecta; Hymenoptera; Apidae.